GUGCAGACAAGAAAGAGAAAAAUCAAGAUUAAAAACAAUGUGCAUAGCAUGAAUAUGGUUUGCAAAGCAACUGAAUAAUUACUGACAUCAUCUCUUCUCUUUUCCCUCCUCUUCUCUUUUCCUCCUUCUUCCCCUCUCUUUCUCCCCCUCCUGCAGAUGCAUCCUCAGCAGCUGGUCGUCUCCUGGUUUUCCCUGGUUUUGCUGGCAUCUCCCCUCAUGGCCAUAUGGGAACUGGAGAAAAAUGUUUAUGUCGUAGAGUUGGAUUGGCACCCGGACGCACCCGGAGAAAUGGUGGUCCUCACCUGCCAUACCCCUGAAGAAGAUGACAUCACCUGGACCUCGGACCAGAGCAGUGAGGUCUUAGGCUCUGGUAAAACUCUGACCAUCCAAGUCAAAGAAUUUGGAGAUGCUGGCCGGUAUACCUGUCAUAAAGGAGGCAAGGUUCUGAGCCAUUCGCUCCUGCUGAUUCACAAAAAGGAAGAUGGAAUUUGGUCCACUGAUAUCUUAAAGGAACAGAAAGAAUCCAAAAAUAAGUUCUAUCUAAAGUGUGAGGCAAAGAAUUAUUCUGGACAUUUCACCUGCUGGUGGCUGACGGCAAUCAAUACUGACUUGAAAUUCAGUGUCAAGAGCAGCAGAGGCUUCUCUGACCCCCAAGGGGUGACAUGUGGAGCAGUGACACUCUCAGCAGAGAGGGUCAGAGUGGACAACAGGGAUUAUAAGAAGUACACGGUGGGGUGUCAGGAGGGCAGCACCUGCCCCGCGGCCGAGGAGAGCCUACCCAUCGAGGUCGUGGUGGGUGCCAUUCACAAGCUCAAGUAUGAAAACUACACCAGCAGCUUCUUCAUCAGGGACAUCAUCAAACCGGACCCGCCCAUGAACCUGCAGCUGAAACCACUACAAAAUUCUCGGCAUGUGGAGGUCAGCUGGGAAUACCCCGACACCUGGAGCACCCCGCAUUCCUACUUCUCCCUGACAUUCUGCAUACAGGGCCAGGGCAAGAACAAUAGGGAAAAGAAAGAGAGACUCUGCGUGGACAAAACCUCAGCCAAGGUCACGUGCCACAAGGAUGCCAAGAUCCGCGUGCAAGCCCGAGACCGCUACUACAGCUCCUCCUGGAGUGACUGGGCAUCUGUGUCCUGCAGUUAG
Messenger RNA from Mirounga angustirostris (Northern elephant seal), 1146 nucleotides. RefSeq names its product interleukin 12B (gene IL12B). Gene Ontology annotation, molecular function: cytokine receptor activity; protein binding. NCBI's taxonomy places the organism in Eukaryota, Metazoa, Chordata, Mammalia, Carnivora, Phocidae. The transcript has 6 exons. Bases 157 to 1146 code for a protein of 329 amino acids. The record is from RefSeq and is a predicted model, not a curated record. Gene Ontology annotation, cellular component: membrane.